This is a messenger RNA of Patiria miniata (bat star), 1161 nucleotides long. RefSeq names its product G-protein coupled receptor moody-like. The record is from RefSeq and is a predicted model, not a curated record. Lineage: Eukaryota; Metazoa; Echinodermata; Asteroidea; Valvatida; Asterinidae. Gene Ontology annotation, biological process: G protein-coupled receptor signaling pathway. The transcript has a single exon. Gene Ontology annotation, molecular function: G protein-coupled receptor activity. Bases 1 to 1161 code for a protein of 386 amino acids. Gene Ontology annotation, cellular component: membrane.
AUGGCGAGGCAUAACACAACUGCCCUACCGUUAGUUUCUGAUGUUUUCGACAGCAGUAAUUCGACAGUGUUGUAUAACAGCACCACCACUCUACCUUUACUUGCUGAUCCAUUCAACAUCACUAACUGGCAGGAUUCUAAUAGCACAUCGCAAUACACAUACGGUGGCCGAGUCUUUGUUUCCAUUAGUGUGUUGAUCAUCUCCCUGAUUGGCAUUACAGGGAAUGUCAUCGUCCUAAUGGCAGUUGCCUUGUCAUGCAGGCUGCAGACCAUAACCAAUGUAUUUGUGGCCAAUCUCAGCGUAGCUGACCUCCUGAUGUGUCUGUGCGCUCUGCCGAAUGCAGUGAUAGUGUUGAUACGCAGUAGUCUCCCGCCCUCGCUGGAGAAUCUAUGCCUGACCGUGGCCUUCCUGUCGCCCAUCGCAUCGGGGGUGAUAAUGUUCAGCAUCGCAGCCAUUGCUGUCAAUCGCAUGCUGCUGAUUACCAAGCACGCCACCGCAUACAAGAAGAUAUAUACGGCUUGCACACUUUUCCCAAUGGUUGUCAUCAUCUGGCUGGUUCCCAUUAUGCUUACCACCAUUCUGCUGGCUACUGGCGUGGGUCGUCUCAGCUACAACAUCAACUUCCACAUUUGUUUGGAUGACAACGAAAACCCAACAUCAGGUCUGUACAAGUUUCUGCUUGCUGGAAUCCUCUACCCCGGCCCGCUUGCCAUCACCCUCAUCUGUUACAGCAUCAUCUAUGUCUUCAUCCGGCGGCACUUCAAGAAGGAACGACUAGCCUGCCCUAGCGUUCGCAUCUUAACCACCACCAGCUCCCCGGAACCCAACAAAGCACAGCCCGUGGUCAGCAUCGCCACAUACAAAUUGCGCAAUGAGCGAAUCCACAAGCAUCAGAUUCAGAUCACCAAGAACCUAUUCAUUGUGUCCUGCGUCUGUUUCCUUCUCCCGUUACCAAACAGCGUCUUUCUCAUGCUAGGGUUGGACGAUCUCUUCCUGUACGGUGUCAUCUUUUUGUUUGCCAACAGCGCUGUCAACCCGUUGCUGUAUGGAGCCAGGCAUCCCAUGUUCAAGGAGAUCAUGCUAUGCAUCUUGCGUCAUCGAUGGGCUGAUAUCCCUGAACCAUCUCGGUUGCUUAAGGUUUUGCUCUCCAGAGGCAAGUAA